Ictalurus punctatus (channel catfish) is the source of this 3920-nucleotide messenger RNA. Its product is annotated as kelch-like protein 10. Gene Ontology annotation, molecular function: protein binding. Bases 103 to 1914 code for a protein of 603 amino acids. The record is from RefSeq and is a predicted model, not a curated record. The transcript has a single exon. Lineage: Eukaryota; Metazoa; Chordata; Actinopteri; Siluriformes; Ictaluridae.
ACAUCCCGGAGUAUAAAAGCUGAUCUGCAACAACACAAUCCACAUUCAGAUGAAAGCUGUACAUUCAGUAGCUCUGAGCUGCACAAAAACACUGGACACAAUAUGAGUAAACAGGAAGAAGAGAAGGAAAUGGACAGGAAGGUGGACCCAAUGUCCUGCAACAUCCUCAAUGAGCUGCGGUUAGAGAAGCAGCUCUGUGACGUAGUCCUCAUGGUGGACGGCGCCGAGUUCCACGUGCACAAGAUCAUCCUGUGUGGCUGCAGCCUGUACUUCAUGGCUCUCUUCAACCACGCCUGGUACCCUCCUGAUAAGCCCAGGUACAGCAUCCCUAACAUUUCUGCCGAGAUAAUGGAGCUGAUCGUGGAGUACGUGUAUAUAAGACGUGUUAACAUCACGGAGAAAAACGUGUGUAAACUGCUGAUCGCUGCUGAUUAUCUGUUGGUGACCAGCCUGGUGAAUCAAUGCUGCGCAUUCCUGAAGGCUCAGCUGUGUCCAGAGAACUGCGUUAACAUCUGGCAUUUUGCUCACUCCUACUUCUGCGAGACGUUGGAGCAGCAGGCCUUCCUGUUUAUCUUGCACAACUUUGAGGAGGUGGUGCGCCUCUCUGAGGAGUUCCUGGACCUGACAGUCGAGCAGCUGAGCGAGAUCAUCGAGAAGGACGAACUGAUUGUGAAACGGGAGAGCGUGGUGUUCGAGGCCAUCUUACAGUGGAUCAAACAUGCGCCAUGGAAACGGAAAGCGCACAUAGGAGUGUUACUGCCCAAGGUGCGUCUGGGGCUACUGCCGCACGAUUACCUUAUGAACAAUGUGAGCCACAACGUUUUAGUGAUGGACGACGUGACAUGUAAGCCGAUUGUCACCAGCGUUCUGAUGGGCAUCGAUGACCUCAACCCGAGCCUUUUUCUCAGCUCUGAUCUCACGAGACGCCGCCUGCCCAGCGCCGUUCUGCUGGCCAUCGGUGGCUGGACCCCAGGGGGUGUCACCAAUACCAUAGAAGCGUACGAUACGCAAGCGGCACGCUGGGUCAACGUCACGUACAACGACGAGAUUCCACGAGCCUUUCAAGGGACGGUGUAUCUGAACGGCUUCAUGUACUGCAUCGGAGGAUUAUACUGGAUGAAAUCGCCAUACGGGUUGAGAUUGACACGUAGUGUGAGAAGGUUUGACCCAGCCACCAGAAUAUGGGCUCACAUGAGCCCCAUGCGAUCUCGCCGAAAUGACCUGAGCGUGUGUGUGCUGGACGGUUGUAUCUAUGUGAUGGGAGGAUCUGAUGGCGCUGAACAUCUGAAUACGGUUGAGCGAUAUGAACCUGAGAAUGAUAAGUGGAGCAUGAUCGCGCCAAUGCACGAGCGAAGGAGCGAAGCAAGCGCUACAGUACUGAACGGCAAAGUGUACGUAUGCGGAGGGUUUGACGGGAGCGAGCAUUUGUUCACGGCCGAGUAUUACACUCCUCAGACGGGAGCGUGGACCCUCAUCCCCCCCAUGAUGAUCAGUAGGCGUGGACUGGGCGUGGUCGCAUACGGAGGACAGGUUUACGCUGUCGGGGGAUUUGAUGGUAAUAAUAAGCUAAGCGAUGUAGAGGUGUAUAAUCCUCAGACCAACGUGUGGAGAAAAGGUCCAGCCAUGAAUAACCAGCGCAGCCACUUCGGCAUUGCGGUGCUGGACAAUCUCAUGUUUGUUGCUGGAGGAAUUACCCACACUACGAUCAUGGAUGAAGUGGAGUGUUUUGAUGAGCAGACUUCUGAAUGGCAUGCAGUUGAAAACAUGGGGAUUUCCCGCCAUUCUCUGAGUUGCUGUGUGCUGUGUGGUUUACCCAACAUCGCCGAGUACACUGUGCCCCAAGACAAUCCCUACAGAAUCCCUCAGAGCUCACGGAGCACCAGGGGCUACCUCACACCUCCUGCCAAUGUCUGAGAUGUACAAAUAAACCUCUCCCUUCAUCAGCAUCCUUUUGUUCUCGAAAAUCAAAUGAAACAUUCUGAAGCAGUCAAACUACUGAAUUUGCCUUUUGUUUAUUCUCAUAUGCUGCAAGCUGUUGUACUGAAACUCGUAAAACCACAACGUCCCUCACGGAGACGUGCGAUGGAACAAUUAACGUCCACCGUCUUGAGAUCUCACACACACACACACACACACACCUGACAUCACAAUGACAUGGCGGCGCUCACGUGGCCAACACUAAACAGAAUUCCCUUCACGUUAUUUUCUAUGUGAUGAAACUCGACUUUGUUGACUUGUAGCUUUUGUGUCGUAUGUUUAGUUUCAUGAAGUAAUUCCGCAGAUUUUAGCCCAAAGUCACUAACGUGAUAAAAUCACUGUAACGGAUCAUUUUUACGAGCAAAGAUGAAGACAGGGGAUGACGAUUAUACAUCAUUUCUCUCUGAACAUCACAGAAAUAAUUCAUGUAGAUCUUAUUUAUAUGUUUAUCAAACUCAUAUAUGACCUUGCUCCGAGUAUCCACCCUUAUUUCCGAGCCGAGCCGGAACGCCUUUAGAUCGGAACACCUUUAGAUCGGAACGCCGGAAAACUGGUUCUGUACUUUCAGAGCUUAAGUACAACGGAGUGCAGCAUUAAUACCAGCAGAUCCACAGCGAGAGACUCUCGGAUAAUACUAUAAACACACCAGGUUCAAUUACACUACACUAAAACAAGAGAAAAAACAUGGAUUAGGAAAAAAGGACAUAAAAUAAUGACAAAGAGUAAAGGAAAAUGAGAGAUUGAUAGAGAAUAUGUGGGUGUGUGAGAGAGAAUGAGAGAGAGAGAGAGAUGAGAAUUACCACUCUUGCCAAUGUCCAACUGGGGGCAUCUACGAUGGCUAGACGAGUGUCGGCUAUGUCCGGUAACUGUCCGGCUAUGUCCGGUGAAAUCAAAGAGUUCAUGCAGUGCAAAGGCGAAGACAUCUCGCUGCUAGAGUACACAGAGUGGACACUCGACCUUGCCUUUUUAACGGACAUUACUGGGAAACUAAACCACUUGAACUGCGUGCUGCAAGGCAAGGGUAAGGCUGUUGUUGAUAUGAUAAGUGCUUUAAAUGCAUUUAAAGCCCAGAUGACCAUUUUCUCUGUGCAUGUACACUGAAAAAAGGUGCUGCACUUUCCCUCUGUGCAGUCGGUGCUGAAAGACAAUGCUUCUGCAUCUGAAACAUUUGACAAAGUUGCAGAAAAGUUGCAGAAAAGAAACUUUUGGUGCCUUCUUGACACAGAAAAGUACAGUGGGGUAUGCACAGCAGUUAUGAAAGUUGCCAGCCUGUUUGGUUCAUAGGCAUGAUAAAACAUACAAACAAGAAGUCAAGCUCAUUUUCUUUUUCUUGAGAACUGGACAACCUUUAAGUAUCUGCUUAUGCUGCUUAUUAGGUAUACUGUAGAUGACUUUCAGUAGUAAUUACAGUAAAUCUUAAUACAUUUGAUCCAUUCAAUGAAAAUAAAAUUAAUUUAAAAAAAACUAAUUAUGUGAGCAAAUUGCAGUUACUUGAAAUGAAACACAUGAUCCAUUCUAGGUAUCAAUGUGAAGCAGAAACAAGAAGGAAGAAAAAGGAAAACUGCUUGAAUUUUAACCACUGACAUCCUAAUUACAUAAACAUGAGUCAUGGCUUGAGUCAUUCCACACUGUCAUUGUUUCAGUGCUUGAUGUGAAAUUCAUUCACAAUUCAAGACUAACUAAUAGCUCAUGAAUACUUAUCAUGAUUACGUAUGUAAAUUAAUUUCCUACCCAACCCUGGCUAAUGUCAUUGACAUCUGAGAGCGUAAUUGUUAUGUAGAACCUGAAGAUGCACACGUGAGCACAUUCAAAUGUAUUAAAAACAUUCAAAUCAUAUUUGGUAACAUUUUAUUUGAAGGGUACAUUCAUAGUGCCUUUAUAGCAUAUACAUAAGAUAUUCAUAAAACUUACUACUUAUGAAUGUCACAAAGGCCCAUUAUAUA